UCUGGCCGACAUGACGGAUGCUGAAAAGAACAAGUUCUUGGAUGCGCCCGUAUCCCAGGCAGGCCUGUUCGGCGAGUCGGUGGAGUCGUUUGCCCAGCAGUUCUCCGCCGCCCAGAAGCAGACGGAAGCGAUCGCUCAGAUCAUGCCCCGGCGCAAGCGACCUGCAUCUCGCCCCCCAGCGCCGGCGGCCCCGUCUGCUCCUCGCCGAGGGCGCCCUCCGGCGGCUGCCUCCGCCCCCCCCGCUAGAACGUCUUCUAGACCACGGAGAGGGAACAGCCGUCGGCAGCCCGCCCCGCCCGCACCACCCGCUUCCCGUGGCAAACGGAAAUCGAAGCGGCCCUGAGACGGGUGACCUGGAGUUGGAUGGGAUCACUCUACGGGAGACGGUGAUGGCACCGCUCCUUCCACCGGUAGAGGGCCGGGUGGAAAAUCUUUUGUUUCGUUUUGUUUCUGUUCCGCCGGCUUCUCAGCCGGCACCCACAAAACCACAAAAAGAGUGCAUUCCUAUUCCUUCUCCAGGUCUCCAGAGGAUCGAGAGAGAUGUGAGCGGGCAGUCAGAUGCUCUUCCUCCCUCUCCUCUGUCGCCAGUGGGUGUUCUGAGGAGUUCGAGCGCUCCCCUACGGAGACCGGACCACCAGCAACCCCUUCGGAGUCUGCGUCCUCAGCUGAGGAGACCGGACGACCGUUUCCCUCAGCGGGCUCAGGUCAGUGUCACACACACACAUACUGUAGAUGCUUAUGCUGUCACGGCAGACGCACCGGCAGUCCCGCCUGUCCCGCCUCGCUGCCCCGCCGCGGGUACACCGGUAGUGCCGUUAAUUCCUCUCGUACGGUCCCUGGGGGCUUGGCUUCAGCUUCCCAGUCCGUCUCGUUGGGUUUUACGCACGAUCCGCCUCGGUUACGAAAUUCAAUUCAAUCGGCACACUCCCAAAUUUGCGGGCAUACGUUUCACCACGGUGAAAGCGUCCGUUGCACAUGUACUGCGUGCAGAGGUCGAAGUCCUGCUGGCGAAGGACGCGAUCGAGCCGAUCCCUCUUACCGAGAUGAGAUCGGGUUUUUACAGCCCGUAUUUCAUAGUACCCAAGAAAGGCGGCGGGUUACGACCGAUUUUGGAUUUGCGUGUCCUGAACAAAUCUCUUCAGAAGAGGUCUUUCAGGAUGAUUACACCGAAACAAAUUUUCAGUGCAAUACGCCCCCAAGAUUGGUUUGCAGCGAUAGACCUGAAAGACGCGUACUUUCAUGUGUCCAUUCUCCCUCGUCACAGACCGUUUCUCCGGUUUGCGUUCGAGGGACGGGCAUAUCAGUACAAAGUUUUACCAUUCGGGCUGUCUCUCUCUCCCCGUGUGUUCACGAAAGUAGUAGAGGCGGCGCUAAAGCCCCUCAGAGAGAGCGGUGUUCGCAUUCUGGCUUACCUCGACGAUUGGCUUAUAAUAGCGCAUUCUCGGCGGACGCUGUGCGAACACAGAGAUCUAACACUUCAACAUCUCGCCCGUUUGGGUCUUCGGGUCAACUGGGAAAAGAGCAAACUCUGCCCUACGCAGAGGAUCUCUUUUCUCGGUAUGGAACUGGACUCGAUCGAUUUAUCGGCGCGUUUAACAGAAGAGCGCGUCCAAUCAAUUCUGACUUGCCUCGGUUCAUUCCGAGGGAAGAAUGCGGUCCCUCUGAAACAGUUUCAGAGACUCUUGGGGCGUAUGGCAGCAGCAGCGGCCGUGACACCGCUCGGGCUGCUCCAUAUGAGACCGCUUCAGCGUUGGCUUCACGAUCGAGUCCCGAGGAGAGCGUGGCGCGCUGGCAUCCAUCGUGUAACCAUUACACCUGCGUGCCGCCUAACAUUCCCCCCGUGGUCAGACCCCGCGUUUCUCAGGGCCGGCGUGUCCAUGAGACAGGUCUCCCGGCAUGCUGUUGUGCACACAGAUGCCUCCGACACGGGCUGGGGAGCCACGUACGACGAGCUCACGGCUUCGGGGGUGUGGACAGCACCCCAGUUGCAUUGGCAUAUCAAUUGCCGCGAGUUAUGGGCAGUAUAUCUGGGACUCGUACGCUUCGCUCAGGAGCUGCAAGGGAAGGAUGUACUAGUGCGCUCAGACAACACUGCGACUGUAGCGUAUAUCAACCGUCAAGGCGGUUUGCGCUCUCGUCACCUGUCGCAUCUCGCUCGUCAUCUCCUCCUUUGGAGUCAGAAGCAUCUGAGGUCCCUUCGUGCCAUUUACAUUCCGGGCUCGCUCAAUACAGCGGCAGACGCGCUUUCCCGAGCGGCGCGCCCCGGCGAAUGGCGACUCCACCCCCAGACGGUCCAGCUGAUUUGGAGGAAAUUCGGUCGAGCGCAGAUAGACCUAUUUGCGUCACCGGACAAUACCCAUUGUCGCCUGUUUUAUUCACUAACCGAGGGCAGCCUCGGCGUGGAUGCGUUGGCACACAGCUGGCCGCGGGGCAUGCGCAAAUAUGCGUUCCCCCCAGUGAGUUUAAGUGAUUUGCCCCAGGCGGUAUCUAACACUAUUGACGCGGCACGAGCUCCGUCUACGAGACGGGCUUACGCGUUAAAAUGGAACCUUUUCGUCACCUGGUGCUCUUCGCAACGCGAGGACCCCAGAGAAUGCCCUAUUAACAUUGUGCUUUUAUAUCUUCAACAUAGAUUAGAUGGUAGGCUGUCACCGUCCACUAUUAAAGUUGAUAUCGCCGCUAUAUCUGCGCAUCACUCACUUAUUAACGGCAGAUCAGUGGGCCAGCAUGAUUUGGUUAUUAGAUUCCUGAGAGGCGCUCGCAGGCUAAACCCCUCGCGCCCCCCUUCUAUUCCUCCCUGGGACUUGUCCAUGGUGCUGAAAGCGCUACAGAGUCCUCCGUUCGAGCCUUUGCAGUCUGCGAGUCUGAAGCUUCUAUCAAUGAAGGCUCUGACCCUACUAGCAUUGGCCUCGGUGAAGAGAAUAGGGGAUUUACAUGCAUUCUCUGUUGACGAUUCGUGCCUUCAGUUUGGUCCUUCUGUCUCGAGCGUGACCUUGAGACCCAGACCAGGCUACGUGCCCAAAGUUCCCACUACUCCCUUUAGAGAUCAAGUGGUGAGCUUGCAAGCAUUGCCUUUGGAGCAGGCAAACCCAACCGAGGCUUUGUUGUGCCCCGUACGCGCACUGCGAUUCUACGUGGACCGCACGCAAAGCUUCAGGACCUCAGACCAGCUCUUUGUUUGUUAUGGUGGCCAGCAGAAAGGGAAAGCUGUCACUAAGCAGAGGAUGUCUCAUUGGAUAGUUGAUACUAUCGCCCUAGCUUACAAUUUGCAGGGCAUUCCUUGCCCCUUUAAUUUGAGAGCGCACUCCACUCGGAGUGUUGCCUCAUCUUGGGCAUUAGCUCGUGGUUCCUCGCUAACAGACAUCUGUAGAGCUGCUGGUUGGGCGACACCUAAUACGUUCAUUAGAUUUUACAAUGUUCGUAUCGAGCCUGUAUCCUCUCGUGUUCUGUCCUCACCAGGGAGGACACGGAGAGCAGACUCGCAAGUCGGCUUGCAGCCUCCGACUGAGGCUCCAAAUUGAGUUUUCAGUAUGGAAGGCUAACAGAGCAAAAAUGCGUAAUGGUUUGAUUUGCUCUCUCCACUGCCUUGACAGCCUUUGUUGCGGAGCAUUGGCUGUCAGCCUUUCACUAGCUGUAUUCUUACAAACCUACGUGUUUGGCCAGGGCCCCACAUUGUGUCCCAACGGGUUCCUUUGUGAGUAUUAUUCCGUGGGGUUAAUCCU
Molecule: messenger RNA, 3722 nt
Organism: Misgurnus anguillicaudatus (oriental weatherfish)
Lineage: Eukaryota; Metazoa; Chordata; Actinopteri; Cypriniformes; Cobitidae
Source: RefSeq, a predicted model, not a curated record